AGUAUUUAUGUCCGCCAUCUUAGAUCCAGUUUAGUUCUGUGUUGGGGUCCCUCUCUCCGAGUAUUUCUCUCCUCCAUCUUUGCUGAUGAAAGUCUAACAGUCACUGGUGCAGCAGCAGCCUCCCCCGGUUCAAGUUCCAACCCGAUAGGAAAUUUAAGAUGUGAUGGAACGGUUCACGAAAAAAAGAAAUCACAUAAAAAUAUAUUGACUGAUAUUGAUUUAUUUAGGGGGAUAAUUAAUAUUUUAGCACGAGCGUCGUCUCUGAAUCCUACCCUUUAACUUUUUGUCUGAAAAUUAAAUAGCAUUUUACUCAACUGCGUUACCCACUCCAGUCAGCAGAUGGCGGUCUGGGAAUUUAUGGUUAUGCUGUUGGUGUGACGUAUAAUCUAGUGGACGGAACGCUUCUUUCAUCAGCAGCAACAGCUCGUCAGACACCUCGGUAGCUUGCUAGACAAAAUAGAUUAACCAAUAUAGCACUUUAGACGCUUUCGUAUAUAUUAGCCACUAUGUUUUAAACCCAUUUCUGUCGUCUAGUUAGUUAUCCGAUUUAAUUUCAUAUUUACGGUGUUGUUAUUAAUCAGCAAGCGGGCUGGUUAAGUUAGCAUUAGCAUAGCUAACAUCCCCGACCAUGCGGUCACUACGAUACUCUCCUUCUAAUGAAGAGAAGGAUAUCACAGUAAAUCAAGAAGUAGAGAGUGGGGUCGUUACUGUGAAAGAAGAGGAGGACGCAUUCAGAGUGAAAGACGAGGAAGAUAUCACAGUAAAACAAGAAGUAGAGAGUGGGGCCGUUACUGUGAAAGAGGAGGAUGGUGUUACAGUGAAAGGAGAGCAUGUAGUUUAUGGCGUGAAAGAGGAGGGGGAGGAGAUGACUGUUACAUCGAAAAAGGAGGAAGAGGAGGAACCUGGAUAUCUGGUUCCGGUUUCCCAAACGCAUCUUAAGGCAUCCAAUGGUUCAAACGAAGAAUUUAACCAUAAGAUGGUUUUUAGAAACCAUUCCCUGAUUAACACUAGAGAGAGACGUGACUAUCGUGAAUCCUCUGGGGAGCCUCAACAACCUCAUGAUGCUGAGGAGACAGAGAAGAGUCUCUCCAGAUCAGAACACCUCAAUAAACACCCACAGAGACCCACAGGGAAGAGAACUCACUGCUGCUCUGACUGUGGGAAGAGAUUCACAUCAUCAGGCAUUAAAAUUGAUCAGAGAACACACACAGGAGAGAAAUCUUAUAGCUGUGGUCAAUGUGGGAAGAGUUUUGGUCAAUCUGGAAAUCUGACCGUACACAAGAGAACACACACAAGAGAGAAACUUUAUAGCUGUGAUCAAUGUGGGAAGAGUUUUGUUUUUGCUUGCCAUCUGACUCAACACCAAAGAACACACACAGGAGAGAAACCUUAUAGCUGUGAUCAAUGUGGGAAGAGUUUUAAUUUAUCUGGCAAUCUGACUCAACACCAAAGAACACACACAGGAGAGAAACCUUAUAGCUGUGAUCAAUGUGGGAAGAGUUUUGUUUAUGCUUGCCAUCUGACUCAACACCAGAGAACACACACAGGAGAGAAAUCUUAUAGCUGUGGUCAAUGUGGGAAGAGUUUUAGUCGAUCUGGAGAACUGACAGUGCACAAGAGAAUACACACAGGAGAGAAACCUUAUAGCUGUGAUCAAUGUGGGAAGAGUUUUGUUCAAUCUGGCAAUCUGACUCAACACCAAAGAACACACACAGGAGAGAAACCUUAUAGCUGUGAUCAAUGUGGGAAGAGUUUUGUUCAAUCUGGCCAGCUGACCCGACACCAGAGAACACACACAGGAGAGAAACCUUAUAGCUGUAAUCAAUGUGGGAAGAGUUUUACUAGAUCUGGCUAUCUGACUUUACACCAGAUAACACACACAUAAGAUAAAUCCUUACAGCUGUGCUCAAUGUGGGAAGAGUUAUACUGAGUCUAGCUGUGACUAAUCAGCAGAGAACAUACACAGGAGAGAAACCUUAUAGCUGUGACCAGAGUUAAUCUGGUAAAAUAUCAGAAAAUACAUAAAUGGAGUUGUUUCAUGAUACCAAUGAAUUAAUGUCACAAUGUGGUAUGUUUUAACAUUGUAUUAGGAAUAUUUUAAUAGUCUCAAUGUAGAAGCCUAAACGUUUGCCCCCUCAUUGAUUGAUUUCAACAUGUUAUGGAUUUUAGGCUCAUGGGAAAAAUCCAAGCUCUGAAAUGGAAGAGUACUAUUUAUGUGAUUUAACAAAAAAAAGAGUUGUGUUACACUUACCACGUUCACGACCCACUUGAAUCAAAAUGUAGCUAGCUGUUUUCUACAAAUUGUCCUCUAACCAGGGAUGUACAUAUUACUCCCAGAUUCCGUGUGGUUUUUGAGCUGUUAGUUGUGCGCUGCCCUAAGGGACUCCCAGCAGCCUGGAUUUGAAUCAGGGUCUGUAGUGACGCCUCCAGCGAGAAGCAGUGCCUUAGACCGCUGCGCCGCUCGUGUGAUAAAGGUGUGGGAUUCUGGGUAAUCCACAGCAGAUUUAUGGAGAACUUGAAAAUCGAGUGGUUCUGGGAUAGAAAUGUAUAAAAUUGACAUUACAUCAUAAAAUCCACGUUUUAAAUCAUACAUUAGCAAUUUAUGUUUUAGUAACUACAGUUGUUGGUUUGGUGUCAAGUCAGCCUCUCUUUAUAUGUUAUUUGCCAAGUCUCUGUUUUCCAUGUGGGUUUUAUGCUAAAGAUCCCUCUUUCAAGUUGGUAUCUAACUGCAAAAUGCAUCUUCUUUAGGAGUGCUAUUUUUACCCUGUUCACUACUGAUCGUUCAUCCACACUGUGUCUCAUCAAUGCAGGUAAUUUAUGACAAAAGUAUAAAGUAUAUGUUUUACAAACUCAUGAACACCAGCCAGUUUAUCAGCCCGGUUUUGUUAGUUUAGGUGUAUUAUACUUCUUCGCCACCAGAGGGGGACAUUGAGUAAUUUCCCAUGUCAAUUUGAUAUAUUUUGAUACUAAAAUGGAUGACGCGAUAUUCUGAUGUUGUGAAUAUGAGACACAUGGAAACAAUUGAUUCAUUUAUAAUAGUAAAUUAGGAAUUAGUAGGAAUUGUUAAAUCCACUAUACGAUCACAAUGACUUUGAUAGACAUUUCAAUAGUUUUUUUGUUAGUAUAUUACAGGGCAGAUUAAUGUAGAAUUGCUGUGGGAGUGGUAUUUAUAUCCCGUCACUACUGAUCAUUCAUCCAUACUGUGUGUGUCCCAUCAUUGCAGCUUUGGAAAUAAAUGAACUAUCCAUUCA
This is a messenger RNA of Oncorhynchus nerka (sockeye salmon), 3251 nucleotides long. RefSeq names its product zinc finger protein 724-like. The record is from RefSeq and is a predicted model, not a curated record. Gene Ontology annotation, molecular function: DNA-binding transcription factor activity, RNA polymerase II-specific; RNA polymerase II cis-regulatory region sequence-specific DNA binding. Lineage: Eukaryota; Metazoa; Chordata; Actinopteri; Salmoniformes; Salmonidae. Gene Ontology annotation, biological process: regulation of transcription by RNA polymerase II. The coding region runs from base 629 to 1885 and encodes 418 amino acids. The transcript is spliced from 2 exons.